Messenger RNA from Phymastichus coffea, 1557 nucleotides. RefSeq names its product hydroxysteroid dehydrogenase-like protein 2 (gene Hsdl2). The transcript has 8 exons. Lineage: Eukaryota; Metazoa; Arthropoda; Insecta; Hymenoptera; Eulophidae. Bases 145 to 1398 code for a protein of 417 amino acids. Gene Ontology annotation, cellular component: mitochondrion. The record is from RefSeq and is a predicted model, not a curated record.
CAUGUUUGUGUGCAAGACUUGAUGUUGUACUUUGAUCUCUUUUGGAUGGACACAUAACAAGUUAACAGUGAUUUGCAACUUUUAUAUUCUAUAUUGUUGAUUAUCUUAUAGCGCUGUGCGAUCAAACACUUUUACUCCGUAAAAAUGAUUAACACAGGGAAACUUGCUGGUUGCACUAUUUUCAUAACCGGUGCGUCAAGAGGUAUCGGCAAAAGUAUUGCCCUCAAGGCUGCGCAAGACGGUGCUAAUAUUGUUUUGGCAGCUAAAACUGCUGAACCCCACCCUAAGCUACCUGGAACUAUUUAUUCAGCUGCUGAUGAAGUUGAAAAGGUUGGUGGAAAAGCUCUACCAUGUAUAGUUGAUGUAAGAGAUGAAACUCAAGUUGCCAAUGCUGUUAAAAAUGCAGUUGAUAAAUUUGGAGGAAUUGAUAUUCUAGUCAAUAAUGCCAGUGCAAUUUCUCUGACUGAUACUUUGAAUACUGAAAUGAAGAGAUAUGACCUCAUGAAUCAAAUCAAUGCAAGAGGAACUUUUCUAGUGUCAAAGCUUUGUCUACCUCAUCUGUUGAAAAGUAAAAAUCCACACAUAAUCAAUUUAAGUCCACCUCUAAGUAUGCAUCCAAUCUGGUUCAAGAAUCAUAUUGCCUAUACAAUAGCAAAAUAUGGUAUGUCUAUGUGCGUUCUUGGAAUGGCAGAGGAAUUUAAAGAUCGAGGAGUUGCUGUUAAUGCUCUGUGGCCUAAGACUGCUAUUCAUACUGCAGCCAUGGAAAUGUUGGCUGGUUCAGAAUCAGCGAGAACUAGUCGAAAACCAGAAAUUGUAGCUGAUGCUGCUUAUGCUAUUAUGUGCAAGGACAGUAAAGCUGUGACUGGCAAUUUCUUUGUUGAUGAAGAUAUAUUGAGGAAUGAAGGUGUUAGUGAUUUUGUUCAGUAUGCUUGUGAUCCAUCAAAUGCUGAUAACCUUAUGCUGGAUUUCUUCCUAGAUAUCGACAAAAUAGACCCAAGAAUGGUUGAAAAAGAAGUGCAACGGCAUCAGAAAUUAAGUCAAGCAAAUGGAGGAAGUGGUGGAAAAAUUGAAAUGAUAUUUGCUGCAAUUGACAAAAAUUUGAGCAAUGAACUUGUGACCAAAACUGGAGCUAUCUUCCAGUUUAAUGUUAAAGGUGAUGAAGCUGGAAUUUGGUAUUUGGAUCUGAAGAAUGGCAAAGGCUCUCUUGGUAAAGGUGAACCGCCAAACUCCCCUGCAGAUGCUACAUUGACAAUGGAUUCUGCAAACUUUUUUGCUAUGUUUUCAGGGAAAUUGAAACCAGCAACCGCAUUUAUGAUGGGAAAAUUGAAAGUGACCGGAAAUAUUCAAAAGGCCAUGAAAUUAGAAAAACUGAUGGGCAGUUUGAAAUCCAAAUUGUAAUCUAAAAAGUUACAAACAAUGUUGAUUCUUUUUAUAAGCAAAGUUUUGUAAAAAUGGUUAAAUUAGGGUGACAGCAACAAUGCAAAAUAUUUAUCUAUAAAAUUUUAUUAUAUUUUAUAUGUAAAACUUUAUAUUGAAAUAAUAAACUAUUUUAUAUAA